Zasmidium cellare ATCC 36951 is the source of this 657-nucleotide messenger RNA. RefSeq lists its product as uncharacterized. The record is from RefSeq and is a predicted model, not a curated record. NCBI's taxonomy places the organism in Eukaryota, Fungi, Ascomycota, Dothideomycetes, Mycosphaerellales, Mycosphaerellaceae. The coding region runs from base 1 to 657 and encodes 218 amino acids. The transcript has 2 exons. Gene Ontology annotation, molecular function: acyltransferase activity, transferring groups other than amino-acyl groups.
AUGACCACCCAAACAACCACCACCCACCUCGCCGACCCCACCCGCUACCACAUCCGCCCCGCAACCCCCGCCGACUUCCCCUCCAUGACCACCACCUUCUGCGCCUCUUUCAACGCGCCCUUCUGGCUUCACCUAAUCCCCCCGGACGCCGCGCACCACGCCUGGUGGAACGAAGCCUUCGCCCUCUCGCACGCCAACCCGACCGACCGCCAAUUCAUCGUCGAGGACCUGCACAACGACCGGGCCAUCGUCGCCUUCAGCCGCUGGAUGUUGCCGCAGGAGGACGGCAACCAGGAACGUCUGUGGCCGGAGAUGCGGGAGGGGGAGUGGGAUAUGGAGCUCGUGGGGGCGUUUUUUGGGGGCAUGGAGGAGAAUCGGAGGGUGGUGAUGGGGGAGAGAAAACAUUGGAUGUGCGAACUCCUCGGCACGCACGAAGCGCACCAAAACCGCGGCAUCGCAGCCAGUCUGCUCAAAUGGGGCACCGACCAAGCCGACCAGGAAGGCCUCGAGACGUACCUCGAUGGCAGCGCUAAGGGCCAGCCGUACUACAUCAAGCGGCACGGGUUCAAGGCGGAGAAGGAUAUCCCGAUUCCGGAUCGCGAGGAGUAUGGGUCUUAUAAGUAUGUCAGCAUGGUGAGGCCGCCGCAGAAGGGGUGA